AUGGCUCCUAGACGACCUCGCUCAACAUCAAAUGUAUCUGCUAGCAACAUUAUUGCAAGAGCACCCACCGCCUCCCCACAGCUCAAGAAACAAUUUGCGCUCGCAUUCGACUCCAUCUAUCAGAACAACCUCAGGACUAUCAAACGCCGCGACCCAACGAUAGUCUCUAUCCUCGACCAGUUCAGCCAUGUAUGUUUGUACAAGUUUAACGGCAUGACCAUGAAAUGGGAGCGAGAAGGAUACGAGGGCAGCAUUUUCAUCGUCGAACACUCGGAUACACCAGUCCACGGUUUCUACAUUUUGAACCGCCUGGGUACCGGCGACUACAGCAGACGAAUCUACCCUGAGGAUGACAUUGAGAUCCUAGGCAACUACCUCAUGUAUCGAUACUACUCCGAUUUUACCAAGAAGCGGAUUGCCAUGGACCUUCCCUUCCCUUUGCCCCUGCAGUUCCGUCCCAUGUUUGACCAGGAGUUUGCCAAAGACCAAUCACUGCCAGACGAGCCGGAGCAAGCCCUCCAGCCAGGCCAGUCCGAGAAGUGUAGGAAAGGGACUUCCGUCACACUAGGCAUCUGGCAGUUCCCUCAGGACGGCCGAAUUGAAUCGCUCAAGGACGUCAUGACACGACUGCAUUCCUACGUGAAGCAAGGUCUUCCCUAUCCUGAACAAUUCCGAUAUGGCCCAGGGCGUCCGCCCCCUCCCCCUCCUAAUGGCCUGACAGAGACUCUUCACAAGAAUGGCCAUAGUCUGGACCUCCCUCGCGCACCAACUGUUGGAAAUGGCCCGGCCAGCGGUCCAUCGGAGGUUGACAUGCUGUUCGCCAAGUUACAACCCUCACCGACGGCUGCAGCUGCUCUAACCUCUUCGACGACCUCUAACAUGUCAGUGCAAAGCCUUUUUGCGGCUUUGCAAGGACAUGGUACCAAUUAUCCAGCUACAGGCGAAAGCCCCGCAAUUACCCCCUCACCUACUGCGGCCACUGUCUCACAGACCACUUCGACCCGCGGGCUGGCCCUCCUUGACUCAAUCUUCGCGUCUGUCUCUCAGCCAACUAAUGGACCACCCGCUCCUCACAUUCAAAGUCAGGCACCUCAGCCAGCUCGGCUUCCGUCCCAGCCGGAAGAUAUUCAAAUCGUCUCGCCGAAGCCUCAGUCGUCUGCUCUUCCCCAGAUCCUUACGCAGAAUGUCAUCUCUUCUCUGUUAGGUCUUGGACAUAACUUGGCCGGCUCCCGCGCGUCUUCCACUGCCCUUAGUUCAGGCAGCUCGCACCGAUCGACAAACAUUCGGUACGAUGGCGAUAACGAGUCAAGCGAGAAUUCCGAGGGCGACCUUUCAGUACCGAACACCGCCCUGGAGGCCCCGCAGGAUCCUGCUAUCCUUACGAGAGGCACAUCGCACCUCGUUGUACCCCAGAACGGCAUGACGUCAGGAAGUCAAGGUGAUGUUACCCCUCGCGCUCCUGCAAGAGGCAUUGGUUCAACGUCCCCGACGCCGAGCACACAACUCUCCCUGUCCUCCUUACUCACCGCAGCCGGAGCUGGCUCUGCUACUCCUAUUAAGCCCGUCGAUGCUCCCGCGACGAAUCCUCAUCCCACUGCUACGGACCCGGCCCAACGCGCUCGUUCGCUCGUCCCCUUCUCCGCAGAUUCUGAGCUCUGGCCAUAUCCUCGUGCCCCCCUGAAUGACAACGAAGUGUCCGAUGUUGACGUCGUCGAGCUCGACUUCUCGGACACUCGCGCACUGAGCGACCCGUCGCUCUUCAAAGAGAAGCAAAAGCAAGCUAAGAAUGGCGAAAAGAAGAAGAAGAGUCGCAAAGAGCGUGUGGCAGACAGGCAGAAGGAGCGUGAAGCGAUCGAGAACGGGUGGGAUGACCCGACGAAGGGGCAGGUCACUGUUGACGGUGUUACCUCUAUGAACGGGGCGUCGCUGUCCGUAACUGCGCUGUUGCAGUCUGCUGCGGGCCAGUCGACUCCACAGCUCAAUGAGAACGGGGCGCAUCUUGCCUAUGAUGGCUCCACUCUUAACGGAAAUGGCGAGAAGAGUACUGCAGAUACCACUCGCGAGGCCAUUCUUAAUACUUUGGCAACCCAUCCAAGGGCCCCGGCGCGGAAUUUGUCACGCAAGGCGUUCAUGCAGGAACUCAUGUCCCUGAUCUAUGCGGACCAGGGUUUUGUGGACAAACUUUAUCAGGAGUAUACUGGUUCAGCAACGUAG
This is a messenger RNA of Phanerochaete carnosa HHB-10118-sp, 2214 nucleotides long. RefSeq lists its product as uncharacterized. Gene Ontology annotation, cellular component: P-body. The transcript is spliced from 5 exons. Gene Ontology annotation, biological process: deadenylation-independent decapping of nuclear-transcribed mRNA; positive regulation of catalytic activity; deadenylation-dependent decapping of nuclear-transcribed mRNA. The coding region runs from base 1 to 2214 and encodes 737 amino acids. Gene Ontology annotation, molecular function: enzyme activator activity; mRNA binding. The record is from RefSeq and is a predicted model, not a curated record. NCBI's taxonomy places the organism in Eukaryota, Fungi, Basidiomycota, Agaricomycetes, Polyporales, Phanerochaetaceae.